Molecule: messenger RNA, 1284 nt
Organism: Guillardia theta CCMP2712
Lineage: Eukaryota; Cryptophyceae; Pyrenomonadales; Geminigeraceae
Exons: 8
Coding region: 1-1284 (427 amino acids)
Source: RefSeq, a predicted model, not a curated record
AUGAACACCCGCUCUUCUCCACCUCCACCUGAACCCAUUUCAUCGUCUCCGCCACCCGCUUCCCCACAAUGCAUCCCCCCCGAUUCGCCUCAAUACAACACCUCAGAUCACAAUCACCAACGACAGGCACUUCCUCCUCCUUCCUUCUCCAGGAUAGCUUUUAACGGCAACGGAGCACCUGCAUCGCAUGUCAAUGCGCUAGAAGGUUCAUUGGCCACGAAAUCGUUGACUCGCGGUCAUAUCAACGAGGCCAAUGGAGAAAAUGGGCUGAACGUUUCUCUCCACCAUCCUCUCUUGUCAUUGUCCGACUCAUUUGCGGCAGAAACAUACUCGCCGCCCGGGGACGAGAGGCCUGUGGCAGGACAGAGCAUCUCAAAUGGGUUUCAUGGGCAAGAAAGCACGAACGAGAAGGCGAAGGCCUCUAGGAACUCAAAGCAGAGAAGUGAAGCUCAGAAGUACAACAAAAGCUCUGCUUCAUAUCCAUCGUCAUACUACUGCCAGCAUGCAGAGACGGUUGUGUUGCGAACGGACUUCUCGACCAACGGCAUCUCACACAGGCGGCUUGAGUUCAUGCCAAUGUCACUCGUCCAAAGUCCCCCACCUCAUCAUCCGCUGUCGAUCGGAGGGCCGAUCAAGGCAAGAAAGGGGAUGCGAGUCAUCCUCACCAAGGAGGGCUCCAAGGCGUUCGACGAACAGUUCCACAACAUCUCCGGUGGAGGAAUCGGGACCAUCAGCAAAGUGUUGAACAACGGAAUGAUGUGUAAGGUAGUGUGGGAUAAUGAUCCCAAGCAGCUUGAACACUGCUAUCGCACUGGGAGGUUCUCCAGGUUUGAGCUUGCGCUCUACGACUCAGCGCUUCUUGCUUCCAUCCCCCGUUCUGCUGGAAACUCUCCUGACAAGCUUCUGACAACAGCGGAGGUAGGAAGCAACGGCUUGAGAUUCUCUGUUAUGAAGUCGAUGUUGCCCGCAGACUCUCUGGUUGCGAGCCAAGAAGGUUAUCAAGACCAGGACCUCGAUCCAGUCACUCUAGAGCUGCGCAAGCAUGGCAUCUUUCCUCCCCCGGCAUCCUCCCGUCAGCGAGCUGCCAACUCUGUUCACUCGGACUUCGAGGGGGUCCCGAUGACCUUGAGGACGUCGAGGCUCAAAAGGCUAUUCGAUCGCGACAGAGAUGGCUUCUUCACCUGCGUCUUCACCUCGGAGAUUCAGCAGAAGCUGAAGAACUCAACCCGCGAUGUAUCAGGAGAUUCUACUCAAAGGUCAGAGGUCAACAUGGCAUGGGCCUGA